CAUUUCAAGUGGAACAAAAAAAAAAGUAUUUUGAAAGAUUUUAUUAUGGUUACUAUAACUAUGUCACUUUAUGUUCUCCAGAAAUAAUUCAAACAUGACAGAACUUGAAUUCUGCAAAUGUGCAAGUCCCAGAGAAACCCCCAACUCUAGAAACAGACAAAUAUCUUUAUUGGUCAACAUGAUGAACUUUCCUUGUAUAUAUACGUUUUAUCUUGACCGCAUAUUUUUUAAAGUGCAUGAAAAAGUGUUACUAAGUUAGUGCAAUGAAAAUGUUUACUGAGGUAAAUGCGUUGAAUACGUUACUGAGGUCACAAAAGCAAAAAAGAGCUUGAUAUGGAAACUAUUUUCUAGAUUAUAUAUACACAACUCAAUAUUGAGUGAAAGAAUCAUUCAUUCAUAUACAAUACUUUAAGAGAAAAAAUAGUAAAAAUAGGAAUGGGUUCUUUAGUAGUGCUUAUUUGUCUCUUGAUCAUGAGUAUGUGUAUAUGUGUAGCGCUGUCUCACGCUCAAGAUGAUUUCUCUUUAACCGGUUUCGAUAACCCAAGAACAACUGUGGUGAUUAUCAAUGAUAUUGCAGGUUAUCUUCCAUUGCGAUAUCAUUGUAAAUCAAAAGACGAUGAUCUUGGAGACCGAACUAUGGCACCAAGAGGAUCGUGGUUCUUUGAAUUUAAACCUAGUGUUUUUGGAAAUACAAAAUUCUAUUGCAGUUUCAGCUGGGGCAAUGAGUUGCAUUAUUUCGAUAUCUACAGACAGAAUAGAGACAGACUGUUCGCAGAGUUUGGGUGUAGAAGAUGUGAGUGGAAGAUACGCAAGACCGGGCCUUGUAAACUGAACAAAGACAAUGGAAUGUUUGAUGUUUGUUUACCUUGGAAUUAGCCAUUGUUUAAAAGCAAUUAGCUAGAAUAUCUCUAUUUCCACAUAUGCUUUGCUAACGGCAAAAUUAAUAGAAGUAAUAAUAUACAUAUACAUUGCAUUAGCUUGCACGUAACGUUA
This is a messenger RNA of Brassica rapa (field mustard), 993 nucleotides long. Its product is annotated as S-protein homolog 2. The record is from RefSeq and is a predicted model, not a curated record. Lineage: Eukaryota; Viridiplantae; Streptophyta; Magnoliopsida; Brassicales; Brassicaceae.